CCAGGGAACGGGCUCCCGGCAGCCCCCGCGGCCCGGAGUCCGUCCCCGCCUCCUCCGGCCGAGCCGGACCGACGAGUCCGGAGGGGCCGUCGCGGGAGAUUUUCCUCAUACACGACUCAUUCAUCCGUUCAGUAAAUACUCACUGAGUGCCUCUGAUAUGCCUGAUCCUUUUCGAGGUGCUGGGGGCUACGGAGCCCCCAGGGUUCCCCAGAUGCCAAUCAAACGUUCCUUUUCCUGCCUGAAGAUCAUCUGCGGAAACCUCGGCCAUGGCAUCAGGAUCCGAACCGGUUACCUUCAGAGAGUUCUGCCCUUUGUACUAUCUCCUCAAUGCCAUUCCCACAAAGGUCCAGAAGGGUUUCCGGUCUGUCGUGGUCUACCUCACAGCUCUCGACACCAAUGGGGACUACAUCGCGGUGGGCAGCAGCAUCGGCAUGCUCUAUCUGUACUGCAGACACUUCAACCAGAUGAAGAAGUACAACUUUGAGGGGAAAACGGAACCCAUCACAGUGGUGAAGCUGCUGGCCUGCUUCGACGACCUCGUGGCCGCGGGCACAGCCUCUGGGAGAGUUGCUGUUUUUCAGCUUGUGUCUUCCUUGCCAGGGAGAAAUAAACAACUUCGGAGAUUUGAUGUCACUGGUAUUCACAAAAAUAGCAUAACAGCUCUGGCUUGGAGCCCCAAUGGAAUGAAAUUGUUCUCUGGAGAUGACAAAGGGAAAAUUGUCUAUUCUUCUCUGGAUCUAGACCAGGGCGUCUGUAACUCCCAUUUGGUGUUAGAAGAGCCAUCUUCAAUCGUGCAGCUGGAUUAUAGCCAGAAAGUUCUGCUCGUGUCUACACUACAAAGAAGCCUGCUUUUUUACACGGAAGAGAAGUCUGUCAAGCAGAUUGGAACACAACCAAGGAAAAGCACUGGGAAAUUUGGAGCUUGUUUUAUACCAGGGCUCUGUAAGCAAAGUGAUCUGACUUUGUAUGCGUCACGGCCUGGGCUCCGGCUCUGGAAGGCGGACAUCCAUGGGACUGUUCAAGCCACGUUUAUCUUAAAAGAUGUCUUUGCCGGAGGAGUCAAGCCUUUCGAACUGUACCCGCGUCUGGAAUCCUCCAACAGGGGAAGUUGCAGCUUACCUGAGAAGCACCUGGGGCUCGUUUCAUGUUUCUUCCAAGAAGGCUGGGUGUUGAGUUGGAAUGAAUAUAGCAUUUACCUUCUAGACACCGUCAACCAGGCUACAAUUGCUGGUUUGGAAGGAUCUGGUGAUAUCGUGUCUGUUUCCUGCACAGAAAAUGAAAUAUUUUUCUUAAAGGGAGAUAGGAACAUUAUAAGAAUUUCAAGCAGACCUGAAGGACUGGCAUCAAUAGCGCGAGACAGCCUGGAGACGUCCGGGUGCGCAGAGCAGGUGUCCGGGCAGCGCGCGGAGAAGCCGUCGGGGGCCACGGUUUCUGAGACGAGGCUCAGGGGCUCUUCCGUGGCCAGCUCCGUGGCCAGCGAGCCACGGAGCAGGAGCAGUUCUCUCAACUCCACCGACAGUGGCUCCGGGCUCCAGGCGGCGCCAGAGCCGGGGAGGGGUGGCCAGCCCGCCUCACAGAGAUUCAGCGUGAUCAGCUCAGAAGAGUUUGAGCAGGAGCUCGUGGUGAAGCCGCUGAAAGUGAGAAGGAAGAGGAAGAAGAAGUCAGAAGGUGGAAGCCGGAGUGCCUGCCACAGUUCCCUUGAGUCAACUCCCUGCUGUGAGUUUCCGGGUGACAGUCCCCAGUCCUUGAGCACAGACCUGCUGUCCAUGACCUCAAGUUUGGGCAGCAUUGUGGAUCGCUCGAGCACAGAGUCUCCUGACCGGGAGAGUAACCUCAGCGGAGAGGUGAAUGGUGUCCUGCAGGAGAAUAAUGACCCCGAAGCGUUCAGUGUCCUGGAGGUGCCUGAGCCUGCCCCUGACGUACUGAAUGAAGGGCGUGACAGUAGACCUGAAAGCCCACGAUGGAACCAUGCAGGUGAGACGGAGCCACACAGGGGAGUGUGGACUUCACUCUUGGAGCUGAGAGAGGCUGUGGAAGGCAGUGAUGUUACCGACCUCAGAGAGGAGCCUUGCCCCGCAGACGAGGGACUGAAUAGCAGGCAGUCACCCUGGCGAGAACAGGCCCGGGAAGCAGGGGACAUGGAGCCCGAUGACCCCCAAAGCACUUUUUCUGAAGCCCCCUUCCUAGACUCACCCCCGGUGCCUUCAAGCCUCAGCUGGGCCCCCCACGCGGAGCAGCGGCUGCCGGGGACCAGAGCUGGCGAAGGCGGUGCCGAGGGGCCCGGCAAGGGGCAGGGCGUCCUAACGCACGUGGAGGCCCCCGGCCACCUCGGCUCAUCUCCCUGGCACGCUGUCACUGACAGUGACACAGGCCUAAAGGAAAUGGCGGCCUCGGAACGUGACCUGGGGAGUGCAGGAGGACGGCGGACUCCCCCGGUCUCUGCCCUGGCGACUCGCACCCGUGAGCCGCGGCUGGAGCAGCCUUCCCGGGACCAGGUGUUAACGUCCAGCGACGAGGAGGACAUCUAUGCCCAAGGGUUGCCUUCAUCUUCUUCGGAGACGAGCAUGACUGAGCUCGGGGGUAGUCGCUCCCUGCAGGACCUGAGCCAGCCCGGCACAGAAGACACUGGGCUGCUAAAGUCAGAUCAGUUUGCAGAGAGCUGGAUGGGGUACUCUGGCCCCGGCUACGGCAUACUCAGCCUGGCGGUCUCCGAGAAGUACAUCUGGUGCCUGGACUACAAAGGCGGCCUGUUCUGCAGCGCGCUGCCGGGCGCCGGGCUACGCUGGCAGAAGUUCGAAGACGCCGUCCAGCAGGUGGCAGUCUCACCCUCAGGCGCCCUCCUCUGGAAGAUUGAACAGAAAUCUAACCGAGCUUUUGCUUGUGGAAAAGUGACCAUCAAGGGAAAGCGGCACUGGUACGAAGCGCUGCCCCAGGCGGUUUUUGUGGCCCUGAGCGAUGACACGGCCUGGAUCAUCAGGACGAAUGGAGACCUAUACCUGCAGACAGGUCUCAGUGUGGAUCGCCCCUGUGCCAGAGCCGUGAAGGUCGACUGUCCAUACCCACUGUCCCAGAUCACAGCCCGAAACAGCGUGGUGUGGGCGCUGACAGAGCAGAGGGCCCUCCUGUAUCGGGAGGGCGUGAGCAGCUUCUGUCCUGAAGGGGAGCAGUGGAAAUGUGACAUCGUCAGUGAAAGGCAGGCUUUGGAACCUGUCUGUAUAACUCUCGGGGACCAGCAGACUCUGUGGGCCCUGGACAUCCGAGGAAACCUGUGGUUCAGGACCGGCAUCGUCUCCAAGAAGCCUCAGGGAGAUGACGACCAUUGGUGGCAAGUGAGCAUCACAGACUACGUGGUGUUCGACCAGUGCAGCUUAUUCCAGACCAUAAUCCAUGCCACGCACUCGGUGGCCACCGCAGCCCAGGUGCCCGUCGAAAAGGUGGCGGAUAAACUGCGCAUGGCCUUUUGGUCUCAGCAGCUUCAGUGCCAGCCAAGCCUUCUCGGGGUCAACAACAGUGGCGUCUGGAUCUCCUCAGGCAAGAACGAAUUCCAUGUCGCUAAAGGAAAUCUCAUCGGCACCUACUGGAAUAAUGUUGUUCCCCGAGGGACAGCUUCUGCGACAAAAUGGGCCUUUGUGCUGGCUUCCACUGCUCCCACAAAGGAAGGAAGUUCCUUGUGGCUGUGCCAGAGCAGCAAGGACCUGUGCAGCGUCAGCGCCCAGAACGCUCAGUCCCGCCCCUCCACGGUGCAGCUGCCUCCCGACGCCGAGAUGAGGGCUUACGCCGCCUGCCAGGACGCCCUGUGGGCCCUGGACAGCCUCGGCCAGGUGUUCAUCCGGACGCUGUCCAAGAGCUGCCCCACAGGCAUGCACUGGACGAGGCUGGACCUUUCCCAGCUAGGACCUAUAAAACUGACAAGCCUGGCGUGUGGAAAUCAGCACAUCUGGGCCUGUGAUUCCAGGGGCGGAGUUUACUUCCGAGUAGGAACCCAGCCUCUCAAUCCCAGUCUGAUGCUUCCGGCCUGGAUAAUGAUUGAGCCACCUGUCCAGCCUGCUGGGGUCACGCUGGUGAGCCUGCACUCCAGCCCCAACGACCAGAUGCUGUGGGCACUCGACAGCAGGUGGAACGUCCACGUCCGGGCGGGGAUCACCGAAGAGAUGCCGGUGGGGACCGACUGGGAGCACGUGCCAGGGCUGCAAGCCUGCCAGCUGGCCCUGAGCGCCAGGACCGUGUGGGCCCGCUGCCCCAACGGCGAUCUUGCCCGGCGGUACGGCGUCACCGACAAAAACCCUGCCGGAGACUACUGGAAGAAGAUUCCCGGAAACGUGACGUGUUUCACAGUGACCUCGUCAGACGAGCUGUGGGCAGUGGGCCCCCCAGGCUACCUCCUCCAGCGGCUGACCAAGACCUUCAGCCACUCUCACGGCGCCCACGGCGGCCACGCCCCCACCCCCCACCCCGAGGACCUGGAGGACGAGUGGGAGGUCAUCUGAAGGAGCGGGGACAGGGCCGCUCAGGAGGGAGGAAGCCGGCACGCGCAGCGGACGCGGUGCGGUGGUGGCGCUCGCUCUCGGCCGCGCCUCACCAGCUCUCGGCCAGCCAGGUGGGGCCGGGUCGGACGGCCCACGCUUGCUCUCGUCCGUGUUUGUUUCCGUCUUGUUCCAGAACCCACAGCCUCAGCCGAGCGGCCCGGAGCCGUGGCCAGAGCGGCAGCGGCUCUGAGCUCUUGCUCUGUCCCCCUCCGGCCGCUCGGGGCCCAGUGCGGGGACGGCCGCGUGGGUAACCCCCGGCGAAACGGAGCCGGAGGUCGGCACUCUGACCGCGGGGGGGUGGCCUGGCGACCGCUUCGUUGCCACCACGGGGACGCGGGCUCCGGCACACGUUCCGCGCCGGACGCCCCGCUUGGGGAACCGGGGCCGUGUCUGAGAGGCGGGGUGCUGGGCUGUGCCCGGAUGCGGCACGCGCACACGCGCACGCCGCCCACGCCCUCCUGGCCGCCUCCUGGAGAGCACACUUCAGCCCAAACAAUAAAGGCGGGUGGACAAGAGGGGGUGGGAGAGGUGCGCGUGUUUCCAAGGCAGCGGAGGCCCAGGUAGGGGCGGCCGGACGUGGGGGAGCCCAGCCACGUUAGUAACCGAGAAACGUCUCUAGACUAGUAUUUAACUAAUGCUGCUGGCGGGUAUCGUAAAGACCAGAAGCAUCCUCACGGGAUGACUCUACUAAUUAUUGCCUUUUUCGUUCGUUGUAUUACAAACCUGCAUAAGAUACCUCAUUUGAGAUCAACUCUGACAAAUUUAGAGGAGAAACGUCUUUUCUGAAACCACUGGAAGGGCCCUUCGUUCCUUUGCGUGGUUUCCCUGAGCCCGCGCUGUCCCCAGCUGCAGCGUCACAGAGAGUGGGCGUCCCCCUCCGCGUGUCCUCAACGCGCAGGGCCGUCACGGGACCCGCCGGCUGGCCCCGAGAGGCGGGCAUCGGGUUGAUUACCCCGGAAGGUUCAAACUGGGCCCACCGUGGCCGCGCCGGCCGUCGGUCCGUGGGCUCCGCCUACAGGGCCCCCCUCUGCUCGCCGGCCGCUGGGCCACGGGGCUUGGGGCCCGGCCGUGCGCCCCGCCCCGAGCACCCCCCCCCCCGCCCAGACCCAGCUCGGGAGCGGGCCUCCAGCCUCGCUGCUGUUUUUAGCUUGCCUUUGGCCCAGGGCCCAGUUACUCGAUGCCUGUUUUCUACUAAGCAAAUGUGUCCGGGAGCCCCAGGCCACAGGUGAAGAGCGAUAAAAUACGUUCCCUGACAGGACCAGCCAGCCGCGAAGAUGGAGGCGUUCCAGGUCUAAACGAGGGCAGGAUGCUGAAAUCCCAGAUCCCACUUCACUUUUAUAGAACCCUUAUUUUAAACGGAAAGGUUGGGGGACGGCAGAGGCCGGCCGAGGCUGGCUGCGGCUCCUGUGUGUCUGUUGUGCCUUGUCCGGCUCCUCUCAGAUGGCAGAGCUCUCCUAAGCCCACGGGACUUUAGUGCAAUUAAACCCGAGUCUAGUUUGAUACUUUGAAACUACUUUUAGCUUCAGUGCUUUGUACGGUUUUUCUUUCCGGUUUAAAUUUUAGUUGUGCUUUGAGACAGUGCAAUAAACUAGAUUUUUUCCAAA
This is a messenger RNA of Leopardus geoffroyi (Geoffroy's cat), 6130 nucleotides long. RefSeq names its product tectonin beta-propeller repeat containing 2 (gene TECPR2). Gene Ontology annotation, molecular function: protein binding. Lineage: Eukaryota; Metazoa; Chordata; Mammalia; Carnivora; Felidae. Bases 267 to 4487 code for a protein of 1406 amino acids. The record is from RefSeq and is a predicted model, not a curated record. The transcript is spliced from 21 exons.